ACAUCCUUACAGACCAGUUCCCCUAAAUUGGAGGGAUAUGGACUACAGUAUGAUUCUUUCUUCAGUCUUUGAAUUUCAUUUCCUUUUCCACCCUUUUUGAUUUCAGUCAAAACAAGUUAAAAUCCACAUACCCACAAGACAAAGACCCUCCAAAUCUCCUUGCAUUCUUCCAAAUCCAACCAAUUUUAACAAUUGAGCGCCAACAACUUAAUAAACCCUAGGGAGAGAAAGGGAAAAAAACUAUGAAUCUAGAGAGAGAAACUACUCCUUAGUGCUUGUGGAGUAGUACCAAUCUACCAUCCCUUUCUUCCUCAAUCAUCACCUUUCCUCUUCAUAAAUUAUUGCCCUUUUCAUAUCUGUCAGCAUUCAUUCAUUCAUAUGACUUAAAAUGUUUAAACUUUUUAAUUUCAAAAAUAAUUAAUUUUAAAGAUGAAAACUUUAUAGAUCUGCUUACCCAUUACUUCCCCAUAAUCUCAUAGUAUCUUCCCAUGAUUCUUACUUUCUCAAUGUUGUUCCAUUCUUAGAAAUAAAGGAUUUUUUUAGGAAAGUUUUGAUCUUGAGUGUAAAAAGUCAAAAAUCAUAAAAGGGGACUUUUUUGUUUCCUUUUUUGAUCACGAAUCACGAUUGAGAUGGGUUGUGUUUAAAUUGGAUUUAAAUGCAAAUCCCUUUCAUGGGUACUUGAGAAAAGCUUGCAUUUUUGUUUAAAUGCACAGGAUUUUAGUUGAAAACAAGAAAAAGGAAGAAAAAAAGCAGAAAAAUGGCUGGGAAUAGUAGAGUGCAUGAUCCAAGCAAGCUGCAUUUGAAGAAAGAAUUGACCCAAAUCCGGAAAGCAGCAAGAGUAUUGCGUGAUCCUGGUACUACUUCUUCUUGGAAAUCCCCUUUAAAUUCAUCUAGAUCUGUGGGACCCUCUAUUUUCAAUAGCAAUGAUAAUCUCCAUUAUCUUUAUAAUACUAAUCAUGAAUUUUUAACUGCUAAAAAUGAUGAUGUUAGUCCUAGUUUGCAACAAAUAGUUCAGGAGAAUGUCAGUAAUGGGAGGGAAAGAGAGAAAGAGGAUGACAAAAAUAGGGAAAAAGAUAGAGAAAAGGAGAGAAGGGUUUUUCUUUAUAAUUGGAGGAGUGAUAGGUCUUCAAGUGAGAAAAGUUUGGGUAGGUUUAAUUUAGAUUCUGGUCUUGUUAGUAAUAAUCAUAAUAGUUAUGUUGAUGAUGGAUCUUCUCUUCCUGGGAGUGUUGUUGGUGGUAGUGUUGGUGAAAGCUUGAGUGAUGGUCGAAAUGCCGGUGGUGAUUCCAAGAGUGAUACUUGUAUAGGAGAUCAUCGUCGAGGGAAUAGACACCACCGGCACUAUUCAACUACUUUUCGAUGUAAGGAUACGACGGUUGGAUCGAUGGCGUCACCCACGAUGGUUAGGUGGGCUAUUGGUAAGAAAAAAUCGAGGAAAAUUGCUUCUUCUAUUGUUCUAAGACAACAUUUGCAAAAACCGAAGCAGAAAAGACCCGUUGGUUUAGUUGAUAGGAACUCGAAAUGGGCAUUAAAGGGUGCCCCUUCAAGUGGGUUUGUUUUGAAUCGGGAUGAUUAUGGUAGCUUGAUUGAUCAAUCUGAUGACACGGAGGGAUAUUGUGUGUCUGAGGAAUUGCGUCGUGUUGAAUCCCCGUUGCUUUCAAGGCUUAGGCAGAAGCAUGGGUUUUUACGAGGUAGUCGAAGGGAUGACUCCUCGUAUAGUCUGAGUACCCCUGCGUUGUCAACGAGUUCUUUCAACAGAAUGUUAGCGAAUUGUAGGAAUCCUAGUACUGUAGGAUCAUGGGAUGGGACGACAAUGUCUUGUAAUGAUGUGGAUGAUAAUGAGGAUGAUGCUUUAGAUUUGCCUGGUCGUCAAGGUUGUGGGAUUCCUUGUUAUUGGUCGAAAAAGACUCCUAAACAUAAAGGGUCUUAUGGUAGUUGCUAUUCGCCUUCUCUUUCUGAUACGUUGAGGAGAAAAGGCGGUAGGUUACUUUGCGGUAGCCAAAAAGAUAGUCACAAACAUCGAGAAUCUGUAUCACGCGCAAAGAAACAAAAGAUCCUUUCUCAAAUGGCCCAAGGACAUCUUCCCUUGCUCAACAAUAGUUGUGAUGGUGGUGGUGAUUCUUCCCCAGGAACAGGGAAUAGUGAUGAUGAGCUUUCUACAAAUUUCGGGGAGCUAAGUUUGGAAGGGUUGAGCCGUUUGGAUGGGAGGAGGUGGUCUGCUAGCUGUAGGAGUCAAGAUGGUUUGAGCCUCAUUUCUGCCGGCGGGGACGGUGAAGAGGAAGGCUCAUCAGAAAAUAUACGGAGCUUAAGUCAAAGAUACCGUCCCAUCUUUUUUGACGAACUGAUUGGGCAAAAUAUCGUUGUACAAUCUCUUAUGAAUUCAAUAUCAAGGGGUAGGGUUGCCCCCGUUUAUCUCUUCCAAGGUCCUCGUGGCACGGGUAAAACAUCGACUGCAAACAUUUUCGCAGCCGCUUUGAACUGUUUGGCAACGGAGGGAACAAAACCUUGUGGAAUGUGUAGGGAUUGCACGGAUUUUAUCUCCGGCAGGAGUAAGGAUCUGAUGGAGGUUCACGGCACAAGUAAGAAGGCGUUCGAUAGAGUUAGGUAUCUCUUAAAAAGCUUAUUGACCGGUCCUUCAUCGGCUUUCUCUCGGUACAAAGUUUUGAUAAUUGAUGAAUGCCACUUGCUGCCGUCUAAGACUUGGUCGACAUUUUUGAAGUUUCUCGAAGAUCCAUUGCCUCAAGUUGUGUUCAUAUUCAUAACUACCGAUCUUGAAAAUGUGCCACGCACAGUGUUAUCACGGUGUCAGAAGUAUCUCUUCAACAAAAUUAAAGACGGCGAUAUUAUUAGCAGACUAAGGAAAAUUGCGGCUGAAGAGAGUCUUGAAGUUGAUUCGGAUGCCUUGGAAUUGAUUGCUUUGAAUGCUGAUGGUUCACUUCGAGAUGCAGAAACUAUGUUAGACCAGUUGAGUUUGCUUGGCAAAAGAAUAACUACUUCUCUUGUUAAUGAACUUGUGGGGGUUAUAUCAGAUGACAAACUACUUGAACUAUUGGAGUUGGCUAUGUCCUCGAAUACGGCUGAGACAGUAAACAGGGCCAGAGAGUUGAUGGAUUCUGGAAUCGAUCCAUUAGUGUUGAUGUCUCAACUCGCCAGUCUUAUUAUGGAUAUCAUUGCCGGGUCUUACCAACUCGCAGAUGCCAAAUGCAGUACCUCAUCUUUUGGCUGCCGAAGUUUGUCGGAAAUGGAGUUGGAGAAAUUAAAGCAUGCAUUAAAGCUUCUUUCUGAAUCCGAAAAGCAGUUGAGAGCUUCGAGUGAACGUUCAACAUGGUUUACAGCCACAUUAUUACAACUUGGCUCUGUUACUUCACCCGAGUUUACUCUAUCUGGAAGUAGCAAGAAGCAGAGCUCAAAAACGACCGAGGAGGAUCCAUCUUCUGCUUCACGAGAUGCUUCUGGGCGAAAGAAGAUGUCUGAUUCAUUGUAUAUGAUACGAAGAUCUGCUUCUCCACCGUUAUUUUCUUCAGAGGGUAAUCAAAACUCCGGCUACCCUGAGGAGCCGUACUUGCUUACUGGUGGCAUGAGUACGAACCCAAAACCCACACACAAGCGUUCCGUAAAUAGUUUAGAUAGCUCUGCUUCGCACGGUGAUUUUAUUGGCGUAGGCAUGAACAUGGGACAAGCAAACAUGGAUCAACUGGAUGAUCUAUGGCUGCAAUGUAUUGAAAAGUGCCAUUCUAAGACUCUGCGGCAGCUGCUUCAUUGUGAUGGAAGGUUACUAUCAAUAGCUGAAGCUGAAGGUGUUGUCAUCGUGUACAUUGCUUUCCGGGACAAAGUCGUCAAGUCAAGAGCUGAACGGUUUCUUAUUAGUAUCACUAACGCAAUCGAAAUGGUUCUUGAACGAAGUGUUGAGGUUAGGAUGAUUCUGUUGCCGGACAGUGGUGGUGCAGAUACAGUUAGAUCACCAAAUAUGGCAGGACAAAAGCAGAACAAAUCAAGCGUUGCGAACAAUAUGGACGUAGAAGGAUUUGCGAAUUCUGACUCACAUCGGGAGCUUGCUAUAGUUCCUCGAGCAAACUUGAAUGGAGGGUCAAAUUCAUCGUUGUUAUUAGAUAAUCGGUCACCAAGCAUUUUGGACCAGUCGAAUGAUAACAAAGCUAAUGUUAGGAGACAUGAGUUUCCAACGCAGAGAAUCGAGUCUAUCAUUCGUGAGCAAAGGCUUGAAUCAGCUUGGUUGCAGGCUGCCGAGAGAAGCACACCACGGUCAAUAAGUCGUCUAAGACCCGAGAAAAAUCAGGUUUUGCCUCAAGAGGGCAUUUACAGCAAAAAUCAAUCGGAGUCUUUGGAUCCUGCAGAGUUGACCUCCAGCCAUUGGGAUGAUGAACUCAACCAUGAAAUCAAUGCUUUGAAGGGAAUUGACGUAAAGAUUUAUCAGAACGAUCAGACUGGUAAAAGGGUCGACCCUCUUCCUAUAUCCCCCAGCUUGCUGCAUCAGAGUGGCUUUACCUCCAAUCUUAGCAAGGAUUAUCAGGGAUACGAGUCGGGGCCUGGAACUUCCGGUUGUAACAUGCUUCUAUGUUGGAAUACCCAAAAUUCAAGAGGAAAGGUAAACCAAGGAUCUCCUGUUCGGGCGAGCAAAGGUGGACGCUUCCUAUGUUUUGGGGAACGUAGGAAGUCACGACAGAGCAAAGCAAAAAGAUAAAAGUACUCGUUUCGACUCAAAAAAUUUUCCGUAUUUAUUACUUAUUUUAUCAGUAAUUUCUUUUAGGAAAUUCUUAAGGGUGAAAGGUAGAUCAUGUAAAGUCACACUCUAGCUGGUUCUGUUCUUUGUACAACUAUUCUUAUGGUGCUUAGGGCUUAGUAAGGGCAUAUGGGGCAAUGGGUAUGUUUAUGUGGAGUAAUAAAGCAAUGAGGUGAAAAGAGAACACUCUUAUGACUUGGUUGAUCUCAUCCUUGUAGCCCUAACUGAUAAAUUAGGGCAAAAUGAAUUUGUGAAAGUUAUUUUUUGAUGAUAAGCCAUUGUUGAAGAUUUUCACAUAUUAUGGUAAAAAUUAUAAUACAGGACCGUUUCUCGGUGAGACAACCUCAAACAAGAAGCUCAUAUUCUCAUAGUAUGUAUUAAAUGGGUCAUUUAACCUUCUAUGAGGCGCGUCUCUUGGGAAGACUGUUUCAUACAAUAAUUUGUGAUAGAAAAUUAAGGUUCGGGUCUUUAAA
This is a messenger RNA of Amaranthus tricolor (Joseph's coat), 5208 nucleotides long. RefSeq names its product protein STICHEL. Gene Ontology annotation, biological process: DNA-templated DNA replication; DNA repair. The record is from RefSeq and is a predicted model, not a curated record. Lineage: Eukaryota; Viridiplantae; Streptophyta; Magnoliopsida; Caryophyllales; Amaranthaceae. Gene Ontology annotation, molecular function: DNA-directed DNA polymerase activity; DNA clamp loader activity; ATP binding. Gene Ontology annotation, cellular component: DNA polymerase III complex; DNA replication factor C complex; nucleus. The coding region runs from base 758 to 4696 and encodes 1312 amino acids. The transcript has 6 exons.